AUGAAAAUAUUAUUGUUUGACGGAGAAGAUGAGGCAUAUUGGUGGAUUCUUUGUUUUGAGAAAUUUUUCAAGGAACAUGGAACCUCAGAGUCAUUGAAGGUGUUGAAAGCGGUUGGAACAUUGAGAGGUCGUGCUCUCAAAUGGUGGCAAUGGCGGUCUAAAUAUCACUCAUGGAUGUCUUGGAAUACAUUCGCAGAAGUGUUUCGUUGGCAUUUUAAACCUGAGUGGAGACAUCUUUUUUUGAAAUUAGAUGAAGAAAUAGAACCAACUUAUACAUCUGUAGAACCUGUAGUUGCAACUUCCUUUCCUGACGAUUUCAUUGAUGAUAAAUUUAGAGAUGCAACUCUAGCAACUAUUGAGCAGAACCAUGAAGAAUCACCAGAUUUGAAUGGAAAACAACCAGAGCAGCUCAUUAUGGAUGAAACCUUACCACUAUCGUUCACGAAGGAGUCAGAUUUGAAGUUGAAUCCUUGUUCCACUUGUCCACCACCAUCAAAGACAACCUAUUUUUGCUCUUAUGACGCUGAUGACGAGUUAUUAUUGUUUGUGACAGAUGAAAUUAAAUCUAGCACAGGGGUGGACGCUUUGAUCUCUAAUAUCGAGCCAUAUGACCCAGGACCACCCAAACCUCUUCACACCCACAACCAUGAUUUUCGGAUUCAAGAUUAUUUGCAAAUAUCAUAUUGA
Lathyrus sativus (Indian pea) is the source of this 687-nucleotide messenger RNA. The record is from the annotation of a GenBank genome assembly. Lineage: Eukaryota; Viridiplantae; Streptophyta; Magnoliopsida; Fabales; Fabaceae.